Messenger RNA from Cotesia congregata, 948 nucleotides. Lineage: Eukaryota; Metazoa; Arthropoda; Insecta; Hymenoptera; Braconidae. The record is from the annotation of a GenBank genome assembly.
AUGAAGAACUGGCGGGAUGCGGCAAGUAUUAUUUUGGCAGCUCAUUAUAAAAAUAAUUUGAGUCAACAAUUAAAAACAAAUCCAGCUGACGCAGAUUUUAAAUGGAAAAGCUUGUACAAAAAAUUUGGUUUUAAUGAUAACCAUUUUUUAUCACUACUUCCCAACAACAAUAAUAAUAAUUCAACAUCAUCUUCUUCAAAAUUAAAGCCAAUUAUUUUCGAAGCACAAUCAUCGAACGAAUUACCUCGAGAAGUAUCAUUGAGGAUAACGGCAAUACGCGAAACAUUUGAGGAAUGUGGUAUUUUAAUUGCAGCGUCUAAUGGCAAAAAUUCAGCUCACGCUCAACAUUAUACAAUCACCGGAAAAAAAUUGGUUGAUUGGCAAAAAAAAGUCCACGCUAAUGCAGCUGAAUUUUAUGAAAUGUGCGAAUCGUUACAGUGUUAUCCAGAUUUAUGGUCUCUGCACGCGUGGAGUAAUUGGCUAACGCCAGUGUUUCUUGGUGGAAAACGUUUUAAUUCUAUUUUUUUCAUCGCAUGCUUGCAGUCGAUUCCUGAUGCUCAGUUUGACCCCAAAGAAAUGGAAGCUUUGAUAUGGAAAACUCCUAAAGAGUUGGUUGAUAAAUCAGAAGAAUUCAAACUCGCACCGCCGCAACAAUAUCAAAUCAAUGAAAUUUCAAAAAUUCAUCAGUUGAAUGAUUUAUUGGAUGAAGCGAUUGAGAGGAACGAAAAGGACAUGCUGUUAUAUUAUCCUAUACGUAUUAUAUUGUCCGAUGGGAUAAUUUAUUUGUUUCCUGGCGAUGCAAUGUAUCCAAAAGAAGUUCAUUUGAGUGAAGUAAAUGAUAUCGUUAAAAAUAAUUUAACUAUUCAGGAGUUUCAUGAUCAAUCAGUUGGCCCGAAAAAUCGGAUGUUUAGAAAAGGAAAAAAUGCUGUGAUUAAAGUCUUGGAAUAA